AUGGAGAUGAACCAUUCGGCGAAUCUAUCCUUUCCAGCCGUGCGCGGUGUCCAACCUUCGAUCACACUGAAGGUUGCCGUUGUACAUGCUUGCGACGAUCAAAACGGCGCACUGUUCGAUUCCCUCGUAGACUGCGGAAUUGCUCGACACACAGAUGUGGGCUAUGCACGACUCGCCAAAUACGUGAGAAGUAGGAUGGUUUCUGACUUGAAUGAUGCUGUAAAGCAUUUUCAAUUGGUUCUGGACCAGUGUCCGGUCGGCCAUCCAGACCGCGCAACGGCUCUCACCAACCUCGCGUGGGUUCUCCUCAAAGGCUACAUACAAAAAGAUGUUCAAGACAUUGAUACUACCACUUCCCUCUUCCGCGACACCCUUGCAUUGCGUCCGCAGCACCAUCCCGAUCAUCCCUUAUCCCUAUAUAAUCUUACCGAAGCGCUGACUUGGCGCCACCUCAGGAAAAGUACUGCUGCAGACAUCUGCGAAGCUGCCCAACUCUACCAUGAGCUACUGCCUCUAUGUACAGAGGGCACGUACCUUCGUAGCAUCGCAGCAGGGGGAAAUGGUGUUGAUUAUGUGAUCGAAGAAUGCAACAAUCUUCCAACAGAUGGAUCCGAUGAAGGCAUCCACCUUCGAAGAGUCGUCCUCGAGCUCUGUCCUCUGGGCCAUCGACUUCGUCCCAGAACUCUCAACGAGCUUGCACGAGCAGUUGAAGCACGGUUUGAUCAGCAUGGCAGCAUCGAUGAUCUUGACACGAGCAUACAGCUUCGUCGUGAAGCCGUGUCUUUGUGUCCCGAGGGACAUACUGACCGUGAUACCUACCUUAACAACUUGGCUCUCUCGCUCAUAUCUCGCUAUAAGCACCAAGGCAAUCCUAAUGACCUCGAUGAGGCCAUCUCUUUGUACGAACAAGCACUGCACCUGUACCCUGUUGGGCACGAUUCUCGUGAUUGCUCGUUAGACAACCUAGGGAGCGCCCUCGUCGAUCGUUUCAACGAACGCGGCGACAUUGAUGACAUGACCCGAGCUAUCAGUCUCUAUCGCGAGGCCCUGACGUUGUGCCCACCUGGACAUCCACGUCGUGACACCACGCUUAACAACCUUGCCCUCGCGCUCCAAACCAGAUAUGACAAAUCGCGAGUCAGAGAGUAUCUCAACGAGGCUAUUGAUCGGUAUCGUGAAUCCCUUCGGUUAAAGCGGUUUGACGAUCCAGGGCAUCAUCUAACUCUUUCCAAUCUGAGCUCCGCGCUCUGCUCUCGUUUCAUGGAAACUCGGGAGAACGACGAUGUUGAGGAGGCCAUUGCUCUUGGUCAAGAAUCAUUGGCGGCUCUGUCUUCACUGCACCCGGACAGAUGGUUCAGCUACAGAUGGUUGCAGCAGGCCUAUCUGUCUCGUUACCGGAUUCUACACGACCCUGCUGAUUUGUCACUUGCAAUGGAGAACUUCAGACUGGCAUCAAGACACCCCCCUCAGGGCUUUCCAUACCGCAUUAGAACAGCCCGGAGAUGGGUCGCCGCUGCAGAGACGCACAGUCAUACAUCCGCACUGGAGGCCUACAACACAUACUUCGACCUUCUUGACGGUCAUUUGGCAACGCGAUCAUCGACAAUUUCACGACGCGAAGCUGCUGCUGCCUUCAAUGGUGUCAGAUCGCUGCCUGUAGAUGCAGCAUCGUGCGCCAUCCGCAAUCACAAUCUACGCCACGCAGUCGAACUCGCAGAGCAGGGUCGUGGCCAGCAAUGGUCGCUGGCAUCUCGACUCAGGACUCCAGUUGAAGACCUUGAGUCAACAAAUCCGACACUAGCGCACAAUUAUUUGGAGCUGAGUAAACUCGUUUCCAAUGCAGCCCAGAGUUCUGCAACCAUUACCGACAGCGCUACUGCUGAUAGGGCAGCAAUAGAGUACAGGAUGCUUAUAAGGCAAUGGGAAGCUGCCGUAGCUAAGAUACGUGAUCUUUGGGGGUUCUCGCGGUUCCUGCUCCCGCCUUUAUAUGCAGACAUGCAAGCGGCAGCGCGCCAGGGCCCGGUCAUUGUUCUCAUUGCGAGCCAAUACUCGUGCAAUGCCAUCAUCGUCCCGACGUCAGGAGACCCCCAUCAUGUUCCCUUGCCAUCUGUCCCUCUCGCGGAUCUGUCCAAUCUCAAGGAUCGCUUUGCCAGGGCAAUACGAAACGCAUCUGCCCUGGGCACAAAAGUGCCGCGAAACGAUCUAAUAGUCCUCUUGCGGACGGUAUGGGACGAGAUCAUGCUACCCAUCGUCAACGUCCUCCAACAUGAUCUGAAACUAAAAUACUCUUUCACGUCUAUUCCUCUCCACGCAGCUCACCCGUUUCGAACCAACUCAGAUGGCUCUAGGGAGAAAUGCCUGGAGGAUCUCUACAUCUGCUCUUACACACCCACACUUUCGGCUCUGGUCAGAUCCAGACAGAUGAUGAAGAAGCGCGUCACUCCAUCCUUCGUGACAAUCGGACAAGGUCAACCGGGUGCAGGAAAAGGCAAGGCACUCAAGGCCGUCGACAGCGAGCUCGAGCUUGUCCAUAAGCUCGUCCCUGCGACGGCCACACACAUCAUGGAGAGAGAUAUUCCGCACGCCGAGUUCGCGUUCUUAUCCGCGUGUCAUACCGCCGUCGGAGAUGAGGAGACUCCUGAUGAAGUGAUUCACCUCGCAGCUGGUCUUCAGUUUUCGGGGUUCAAGAACGUCAUUGGGACGCUGUGGCAAGUCGACGACUCUGUCGCAAAACAUGUCGUCAAAGCCUUCUAUGAAACCAUGUUCAAAGAUUUGAAGGAUGGAGAUGUGAUGGACUGUACGAAGGCGGCUUGGGCACUGAACCGUGCCACACAUGCCGUCAAGACGACAGUGCCGCUGGAGCAGAGGAUGGUUUUUGUUCACAUUGGGUUCUUUGUAUUUACACUGCGCACAACGCUGCGCGGCUGGAUUUUUGAAAAAAUUGAAAUUGAAAGUGCCAUUAAGAAAACGAAUGGGGAACACAAAAUUGGUACGACAUUCUCAAACUACCACGGCACAAUGCCCAAACGUGCACUGAAACACCUGAAGAACCUUGGUGGAUAUGCAGAAAGAAAUACGAAAAGGACCAAGCUCAAGAGGGAGGAAAAAGAAGGAAAGGAAAACAUACCAAUUCAUGGAUGGAUAUCACAAAGGUCUAACAGGAAAGCAAGCUGCCUGGGCCACUAA
This is a messenger RNA of Suillus discolor, 3186 nucleotides long. RefSeq lists its product as uncharacterized. Gene Ontology annotation, molecular function: protein binding. The record is from RefSeq and is a predicted model, not a curated record. Lineage: Eukaryota; Fungi; Basidiomycota; Agaricomycetes; Boletales; Suillaceae. The transcript has 7 exons. The coding region runs from base 1 to 3186 and encodes 1061 amino acids.